This is a messenger RNA of Kockovaella imperatae, 1404 nucleotides long. Its product is annotated as HAD-like domain-containing protein. The transcript has 12 exons. Lineage: Eukaryota; Fungi; Basidiomycota; Tremellomycetes; Tremellales; Cuniculitremaceae. The record is from RefSeq and is a predicted model, not a curated record. Gene Ontology annotation, cellular component: nucleus. The coding region runs from base 1 to 1404 and encodes 467 amino acids. Gene Ontology annotation, molecular function: protein binding; phosphoprotein phosphatase activity.
AUGUCCAAUGAUCGAGAUCCAUCCGAGUCCCCAGCGCCUACCACCUCGGCCCUUCCAGAUACUUCUACCAGUACCCCCUCAAAGACAUUCCGAGCUUCGCCGUCGCCAGACGUGGCAAUCACCUCCUCCUCAUCAUCAUCACCCUCACUGUUAAAGAGUACAAAGGUAGAAAGCGAUGCAAAUCAACCGUCGUUUGAUUCUCCUAUUACGGGCAGCCAGGAUGGUGACAUGGAACGCAAUGACGUAGGAGAGGGUAGCUCAUCUUUCAAGCUCCCCUCCUCCUCUACCAUCACCGCAGCUGCGGCCGGCGACGGUACCGCCGGAGCGAGACGAGGACAGGAAGAGAUAGUGGUCGCUGUCCCACUUCCGGAGACGCUCAUGCCGGAAACCAAUGAAGAAUGGUGGGAUCUCAAGAUGAGCUGGAGUGGCAAGCUCUUCGAGAUCAAAGUUGCCUCCAAUGAUAUGGUGUACGAUUUCCGCGAACAGAUUCAUCGACUGACUCAAGUUCCACCGGUACGUCAGAAAAUCAUCGGAUUGUCCAAAGGCAAGCUUGGGACGGAGACCGAUUCGAGACGAUUCGGGUCGCUUGGCGUGAAGAAGGAUUGCAAAUUUACGUUGAUUGGGACACCUGAAUCAGACACGUUUAAAGAUCCAGCGGGGCUCAAAGCGGCGCUCGAGGACGAUUUCGAUGUGUCUUACGGAGAGUUCAAGGCUGGCACUUAUACUGCUCCGGCAGCGGAUCCAAGGAAUAAGCGGAUGAUCGAAUCCAUCAUUCAACGGGUCCCGAUCACUGUCAUGAAUGAGCCAAGACCUGGGAAGAAGCUGCUCGUCCUUGAUCUGGAUUACACCAUGGUCGAUAGCAAACCCCUCUUGGCGGGAUCGCUGCCUCCCGAGGAGUGCGCUCGACCUGGCUUACAUGACUUCCUCGAGCGAGUCUAUCCAUAUUACGACAUCGUCAUCUGGAGCCAGACCCACUGGCGGUGGCUCGAAAGCAAGUUGGCAGAGCUCGGCGUGAUCGGCGGUGAUAAGAGCUACAAGAUCAGCUUUGUAUCUGAUCGUUCGACCAUGUUCCCGGUCUUCACAUUACGCGAUGGCCAACCGUUCAAGCAUGAAGUCAAGCCGCUCGCCUACUUUUGGGCAAAUUACCCCCAAUGGUCAGCCAAGAACACCAUCCACAUUGACGAUCUGAGUCGUAAUUUUGCCAUGAACCCUGGAGAGGGCCUGAAGAUCCGAGCGUAUCGGACUGCAGGUGUCAAUGCAGAAUACCAAACAACUACGCGCUAUAAGCCCGACAGACAAUUGUACAAACUUGGGGCAUAUCUGUGCAGGAUUGCCACGCUUGAUGACUUUACGACCCUUGACCACAGGAGAUGGAAAGAGACGCUUGGCCCGGACGACGUGUGA